Alosa sapidissima (American shad) is the source of this 4807-nucleotide messenger RNA. RefSeq names its product sterile alpha motif domain-containing protein 3-like. The transcript is spliced from 5 exons. The coding region runs from base 236 to 4141 and encodes 1301 amino acids. NCBI's taxonomy places the organism in Eukaryota, Metazoa, Chordata, Actinopteri, Clupeiformes, Clupeidae. The record is from RefSeq and is a predicted model, not a curated record.
UUAGGCAACGGACAUGUGUCAUUGCUUUGUAUGUCCACGUGUUACGUGUCCGCCUCAUUUUCUUUGAGCUUGCUGGGUUUUUGUUAAAUUUGAACAGUAUGACAUUACAAAAGGCAACAUUAUGAUGGCAAAAUAAGUUAUAUUAGGCUACUGUUUGCUGGGAAAGCUGUGGCAAGCAUUAGAGGUCUGAAUCACCUAUAAAUUGAGUAAUAGGCCUACAUUUUUACUUUAAAAAAUGAAUUGGAUCUGUAAAAUUUGCAAAUUUGAAACACCAAGAAAGACUGAUCUCUUAAAGCAUUAUAGACUUAGACAUGGCCAUGGUGGAGAAUUUCUCCCUUGCCUUUAUUGGGAGUGUUGUUGCUCAUUUAAAACAUGGGGCAGCCUACGUACACAUCUGUCAAGAAAUCAUUCAACACGUGCAUUAGUGACACGAUCAGAAAUACUGUCUUUUAAAUGUCCAUGUUGCUCUUUAAACUCCAUUUCCACAGAAAGAGGAUACUUUGAGCACAUUAGCCACCAUUUAAAAAAACAGGAAACUGUCCCAUGUGUUUUUGAAAAUUGUUCUUUCAAAACAAACAUUUAUGGAACUUAUGCCUCUCACAGGAGCCGGAAACACUCACUGGACGUCUUCAAGCCUGAACUGUUGCAGAGGUAUGUCAAUCCCUUAAAUGCAGGGGAUGAUCCUAUUGUUGAGGAAGAUACUCAGGAAGCAGUGAGUGAUCUUAUAGAUGAAGAAAUUGGAGAAUUGCCUGAGUUAAUUGAGAAAAAUCUAGCCCACCUGCUGCUGAAAUUGGAAUGUAUAUUCAAUGUACCGCAAAUGUGUGUUAAUGAGUUGGUGGAAGAAUUGCACUUUGUUUCUUCAUCAGCUUCAGGUCCUAUUUUAAAAGAGAUUUUACAGUCAUGCAUAAAGAAGCAUAAUUGUGACAUUGAUGAUUUGGUAAUCUCAGAGAUGGUGACAGACCUAUGCGAGUGCAACCCAAUUACAUUAGCUCUAAGGAGUAAUGGACCUUUUUCCACAUCCCACAAAAGAAGAGUGUAUUUCAAGGAGCAUUUUUCCAUGGUGGAGCCGAUUGAGUAUUUGCACAGUGCCAGGGAGCAGAGAAGUUUCCAAUAUAUACCCAUUUUGAAGUCAUUACUUGAGGUUUUGAAGGUGAAAGAGAUCCAUGAUUUUCUCACACAUAAUUGUGAAACAGAUGGGAGAUCUGAAACUCAAUACAAGUCAUUUCGAGAUGGCACAAAUUUUAAAAACAAUGAAUUGCUAUCAGAAAAUAAUCCAGCCAUUUCUCUAAUUCUGUAUGUGGAUGACUUUGAGGUAUGUAAUCCACUCGGCACGUCAAGAAAAAAACACAAAGUUACUGCUGUGUAUUGGGUUCUAGCUAAUGUGCCACCUUUGCUCAGGUCCUCUCUGACAUCAAUCUACCUAGCCAUCCUCUGCAAGGCUGAGGAUUUAAAAAGGUUUGGCUAUAGUGCAGUGUUACAACCUCUGCUAAAGGAUCUUGCCAGCCUAGAAGAGGAAGGACUGUACAUUCCUUCUUUAGGAAUAAAUGUCAAAGGUACUGUGUACUGUGUUGUUGCAGAUAACCUUGGUGCCCACUCAAUCGGAGGAUUUGUGGAAAGCUUCUCAAGUACACAUGUAUGCAGGUUCUGUCUUGGAGAAAAAUCCCAGUUCCAAGUAAGUGAAGUCAGAACAGGAGCAUUUUGUCCUAGGACAAUACAAGAGCACAAGGUGCAUAUUCAGACAGCACAGGGGAAUACAAAUCAGUCUCAUUGUUGUGGAGUAAAAAGACAGUGCCCACUGACUGAAAAACUAAAACAUUUUGACGUCUUAUGUGGCUACCCACCUGAUUUGCUACACGAUCUCUUUGAAGGUAUUGUACCUUUAGAGUUAGCGCUGUGUCUAAAUGCAUUCAUCAAAGAGAGAUACUUCACAUUUAAUGAGCUAAAUCAAUUGAUUAAAGAGUUCCCAUACAGAUGGGCAGAUAAAACAGAUGCACCACAACCAGUUCCAUUGAGUUAUGCCACAAGAAAAAGUGUGGGUGGGAAUGCCCAUGAAAAUUGGGCUUUGCUUCGCCUCCUUCCUCUGAUAGUUGGAGAAAGAAUACCAGAGAGUGAUCCAAAAUGGCUGGUCCUUCUUAACCUAAAGGACAUAGUUGAACUUGUUAUUGCCUCUGUUCAUACAGACUCAACUAUUUGUUACCUUGACAGCAAGAUUUCUGAGCAUCGGCACAGAUUCCUGGCAGCUUUCCCACAGCAAACACUAAUUCCGAAGCAUCAUUUUCUAGAGCACUACCCACAGCUGAUAAAGGCUUUUGGCCCACUUGUGUCUUUGUGGACUAUGCGCUUCGAGGCUAAACAUAGCUUUUUUAAGCGUGUGGUCAGGCAUACCCACAGCUUCAGAAAUAUUCUGUUGUCUCUUGCAGUGAAGCAUCAGUUAAUGCUUGCAUACCAUCUACAUAGCAGUAAAAUUGUCCAAUCAUCUCUACAGGUAACAAAACUGUCAACAGUAAAUUUGACUGUGCUGAGGGAAGAUCUUAAGAAAGCACUGGAAACAAAACUCCCUGAUGCCCCAAUGUCUCAAUUACCCAAACUCCGCAUCAUUCUUCAGGACCAUGACAUUCGCAAACUGGACUUGCCUCAUGGAAUCCCUGGGACUGUGGCUGAACUUGAAUCAAUUGUGAAAGAGACAUUUGAGCUUAACGGGAACUUUACUUUGCAUUAUAAGGAUGCAGGUUUUGGAGAUGAAUAUUUUUCUCUUACCUCAACAAGUGAACUCCAGGACAAGGACACAAUAAAGGUGAUUCACGUUGUUGAACCUCCCACAUAUACUCUGACGUUUACUGAUCUGGACAGCACCAUUGAAAAUGAGACUUCCAUCCAUACCUCUGACCAUCCUUCAGUGACCUCCAUCAGUCCUAACAGCAGUUGCUCUACUGGAUCGGCUGAUACAGUCAUCCUCUCAUCACCUGAACACACAACUCGGCGUUCUCAGUGUUGGCCUACUGAAUUUCCAAUACCUCGUUUUGCCUAUGACACAGAACUUGUGCUAGCGUCAAGAAAUGAAGCUUUCAAAAAGGAUGGAAUUUAUCUGGUAUUCACCUCAAUCCUCCAAGAUAUCCUUGAGAAAGUGGCUGAAACUGUCUUUCAGUAUGUGGCCUACCCAACAAAUGCACAAUUGUCUGAUGUUGCUUUAGCACUAGUUCAAAAGCAUCCAUCCCUUAAAGAGCCGGGAUCAUAUAAUGGAUGCUAUGGAUGGCUACAAAGACUAAAAUAUAAAAUGGGAAAUUAUAGAUCAAAACUGAGAGGGUUAGGAUGUCCUGAAGUUGAUGUGAACUCUAUCAGAAAGAAGAGAGCACAUGACCGAGCACCUGCAAAAAAUAUAAAAAAGCCCAGAAGGGCAGAGGUGAACUAUUUACCCCCUCACCCACAAGGAGAAACUGAAGGAAGCUUGGAAAAUGAGAGACUGAACCUGUUUGAUGAAGUAAACAAGAGGGACAACCAUCAGAUCAUCACGGAAAAGAUGGCGAAGACUUUCUCCAUUCGUAGGCAAGAAAUCGUCAAUGAAGCACCAGCAGUCAGUGACUUGAUAGGCCGAUGGCCUGCUCUUUUUGAUGCAGCUCAGAUAAAUGAAGAAUUCAAACGCAUCUCUACCAUUAACCUGGAGCCGACAUUCAUGGCCAAACUGGACCAGUACUCCCCCAAAAUAAUGGCCUUGGUGUCCUCAAAAGGAGGGGCUGCAAAAAUAAAUAUUCAGCGAAUAAAGAACAUGUUGCUAGAGGAUGAUUCUGUGGAAAUGAGAAGAGAGGUUGCUAUUCGUGCCCUCAUUGUGUUCCUGAAAGAAAAGGAGGAAGACCUCUUCAAAGAGGAUGAUGGGGACAUUACCAACGACCUGAUGAAGAUUGUCAUAGCAAGAAGUGCCACACCAUCUAGCGCAAACAUUGUGAUUGAGGGAACCGAAGUCCUUGCAUACCUGAAUGUACCCAGAGCCUGUGCCUUGCUAAUGGGGCUGAUCUACUCGCUCAACCUAAGCUAUCCAAGGGAGUUGAGGCAUACUUUUGAGGUAUUUCAAAAGAUAUUCCUUGAGCUGGAUGGUCUGAAAGCUAGCCCAAGGGUAAUGUCUCUAAAAAAUAAGCUGCUGUGCUAAAAAUGUGAAGAAUUAAACUGCUGUCAUUGAGUUCCUCAGAAAAUGUAUCAAUAAUAUGACAAGUUUUGUUGUUCAUACAGAAGUCUUGCACUGUUGGCAUGCAAUUUAAUUUGUUUUAAUCCAAUUCUGUAUUUUUUUUGUAUUUGUAUUGUUUUUUUAAGAAAAGCAAAAAGGUACAAAGUAAAAGUUCCAUUGCCUUACAAGUUCCUUUUCCAUACUGUAAGUUGAAUGAUCGGAAAACUAUAGCCCAAAGGUAAUGUAUCUAAAAAAUGUACAGAAGUCUUGCACUGUUGACAUGCAAUUUAAUGUUUUAUUAAUCAAAUUCAAAUUGUUACUAUUAUUAUUUUAUUUUAAGAAAAGCAAAAAGGUACAAAGUAAAAGUUAUAUUGCCUUACAAGUUCCUUUUUAUAUAUGCUCCUUAAGUUGAAAGAAAACUUAAGCUCAAAGGUAAUGUAUCUGAAAAAUGUUACUCAGGAAAUGUAUCAAAGUUUUGUUGCUCAUACACAUAUAAAUAACACUGCCUCUUGGAAUUGAGUGUUCCAAAUCUGAUUUAUUUUAUUAUUUUAUUUUAAGAAAAGCAAAAAGGUGCUUACAUUUUCUGCAAAGGACAAUGUGCAAAAUGAGGCAAUGUUUUGUUUUUUGAUGCUUAGUCAGACUAAGAAUGUU